CCAAAAGUUUGUUCCCAUAACAGCAACAGCUUCUUUAAGCGAAGAAGGUUGAAAUUUUCAAAUCCGAGUGAUUGUGCCGAGUGGUAUAGAAAUCAGCUCUUCCAAGGGUUGAUUGAGGAGAUUAAACAUCGGCCAUGGAUUGUGCGAACUUUGCGGGCUAGCUGUAUUUUCAGCGUACCACAUGCUUAUUCGCCGCCGACAAUUGACGCUUUUGGUUGGGGGACCUUGAAUUGCAUGUGGGAAGGCGAAAUAAUUCUAAUAUCUUGUGGACCUUAUUGACUGCUUGUGGAAGUUCGGUUGCAAUUUGCGUUCAAGUUGACUGUGAAUGUUCUUCCUAUUAAGCCCUAUAAAUGGGCUGUGCUCCUAGCAUACACGUCUCACAAUCUGGAGUAUUUUAUUGUAGAGACGACAUUCGCGAAGGAUCAAGCCCCCGACCACGACCAUCUUCACCCAGUGAGAUUGUCGGCCAUAUUCGCACAAGCUCCGACUCUGGUUCCCAUAUUUCUUCUUCUUCAUCAUCUCGCAAUCGUGGAAUUAUCAAAAAGGGGCAAAAUUCACACAGAGGCAGUUCUAUCGAAGCAGAAACUCAGACGUACGACCCGAGUACUAUGGAUGACGAGGUAAAAGACUGUUAUUUUCCCGUUUGGGCUCAGUGGUCGACUUCUGUUAGCGAUUAAAAACUGCUUUGCGGACAUUUUCCUCGAAAUUUGUUCCUUCUUGCUCACAAAUUCCGUUGAUAUUUUUUGUUUGGAUAUUUCUAUUAUAGAAUGAGAGAAAGGAAGUUUUGCUGGGACCCAUGAAGUUAUAUCAAGCACAAAUGCAGGUAGAUUUAUAAUUCGUCUUUUUCUAAAGGCAAAAAUAUACAAAGCUGGCUGUGACUCGCGGCUGCGAUGCAAGUAAGAGAUCAUGUACUUGCUUGCCUUUUUCUCUCUUUUCAGCUAGUUGGCGGUUAUUCAGCUCAUUUUUUGUAUUUAAUCGGAUCAAACUUCUUCAAUGUACGACCUGAAUACUUGUGUGUUUGUGUUUUUUAAAUAUAUAUUUCGGUAUAGAACCCAACAUAUUCACUUCGUACUUCUAAGUUUAUUCGAAGCGAAGCCAAAAGGCGCUUACAUUCGAACUAUUCUCCUGUGUUUCCAAGACAUGUUUUCGCAUCUUAAAUGGUCAUCGACUUAAAUUUUAACCUCUUUUAGCGUAGUGGCAGCACUUUACAAUCUUUACGGUAAGGGGGAGAAAUCCUCACCGAUAUUUGUUCGGCCAACCCAGGGUUUUUUCCACGUCGAGCGUGUAAAAAGAUUGGUCUAUUUUUUGUUUACAAAAGAUCUCGUCGUGUGAAUGUCUGUGGCCCCCUUUUGCUUGAAUUUUUUGUCGCGUUUGGCUUUUAACAGGGUGCCACCGACUUGUUUUCGCAGAAACGUUUUCCCCAGUGUCGCUGCUAGUUCUUUCUGCCGGCUCUUCGAGACAGAUUAAUGAAAGCUUCUCUAGCUUGAAAUUGAUUACGCCAACGUUUAAUGCGUAAGAAUCUUUCAUAUGGAAUGCGCCGUCAAAUUGAAGAAACCGCAAUUAUACAUGAUAUUUUGCCGGCUCUAUUCAUUCUCUUAGCGCUUCAAAAGUCGAGGUUUUGAAUGAAACUGUGUUUUCAGAGUGUUAGUCCAUUUCAUGACCUCAAGUUGACACUGUUUUGCGAUUUUCGUUGUGGUUGCCAGCGAAUAGGUCGAAUCUUCAGAUGCAUUUAUAGUGGUUUUGAGCAAAAUAGAGUUCAAAACAUUGUUUAAGAAAGAAAAAAGCACUCGGAUCUUCGUAAACAAACCAAGCACGAGCUCUUUUGACGUGAGAUUUGAAAGUUUCCGUACGAACUUUUGAUUUCCUUUACAAUCGAUAUGAAGCUUAAAUAUUCUUUAUAACAUCUUGCAUCAGAUCUCGUGAAGAAAAUAAAGAAAUUAAGUUUUUUAAAAGGCAGGACUAAAAACUUAUAUAGAAGGUGAUUUGGAAAAUUUCGCCAUUCGUUGAUUCAACUUAAGUUUAUUUCAACAUGUAUGGACUGAAACUGACAUUCGAAAGAGAAAUCUACAACUCGUCUCUUGCGCGUGGACAUAAAUUCGCAACAGUGAAAUAAACAGAGAAUUGUGGGUGAGCAGAGUAUUCUUUGAUUCAGUAUAUUCUACCAAUUUUCUUUUCUCUUGAAGGUGAUAACGGACGAUAGUACAAUAUACAGCUCUACCAUGUUUUGGAUGCUAUGUGCUAGAACGGUUUCUGCGAAACAAUUGACUCGAUUCCUUUUAUGCAAAUCAGGCAUGUUCUUAAACCUUGCGAGAAACAUUACUUAAAUAUAGGAGAAAAAUAUCUGAAAAUGGUCUGGUUAUGUGUUAAGUUGACUCUAGGGAUUCCUUUAACAGUAAGCUUCAUUCAAGCAUGUCCCAAGUGUUAGUUUUAGGGUGUCAAGCUUGCUUUUCAGUAUCAAAACAGCAAAAUAUGGAUCAAUGCACUGCUAUCUUUUUGGUGAGAAUGCAAGAGUCUUUUUUCUGCUUGUCACAUUCAGUGUCGAUGCUGUGUUCUCACUAGAUUUUUAUUUACUGCAAAAUUUUGGAGGAUACAAUUCAAAGUGUAUAUGUUGAUAAUUGCCUGUGGAAUGGUUUCCACAGGUUUUGCAAGAUUGGUGAAAGUCUUUUUCUUGUCUCAGAAACGCUUGAGACUGUCUCAGUUAAAUGUCACUGUGUCUUAAACUCUUAGAACUGCUUCCUGCUUAAUUUGUAUGUAAGGUUGAAACUGAGAAGUUAGGUUAAAUGUUCGCUGUCAGCAGUUUCGACUUCAUAAAAAAAAAAGACAUUAAAAGUGUAUGAGCAUUUCAAAGCCUAUUUGAAUGGUAUUUGUUCUGAGUUUACGCUAGGAAUUUUAUCAUCAGACUGGGAUUUAUGUUUUCUUUUUUUACAGUUUUAUUAUUAUACUUCUUAGAUGAAUAUGUCCCAAUGACGUGUUCAAUUUUUUGACGAUAAGUUCCGACGUGAAAUUUCUUUUUAAUUUCCUUCGGGACAAAAGGCUUAGACACUUUACCAGGGUGCCCAGUAUGUUUUCUAUGAAAAAAAAACAAGAUUUUCUAGUUGCCCAGGAGCAAACGUUAGGUACCAGUGGCCACCUCCUUGGUUAUUAUUGCAGGUCUUAAAACAUGGUUUAUAACUAUCCUGUUAUGAAUUGUGGAGUUAUAAUUUUGCCAUCGGCUACUUUAUGAACAUGGUGGUGCUUUAAAGCUAUCAUAUUUGAACCAAAGGAUACUAUUUUAUUAAUCAAAUCUUGAAAGGAAUGUACGUUAUGGUAGGUAACAUUUGUGGUUAAAAGCAAGGUGUGCAUAUAGUGUAAAUAUGUAGAUAAAUUUGUUUCCAUGAGUCAUAUAAUGUAAAUGUCAUAUUGAUUGAUGACCGGUCCAACAAUGUCAUUUGGAUUCAUAGGGCUUCAAAUAUUUCGCAGAGGUGGCAGCAUUCAUUCUAAUUGUGUUCCUGUGCAAAUUGGGCUCUUAAAAUGCCCCCUGAUGUAAGCAAUGGAACAAAACAGAAAAAAAUCCCAGCCCACCACUUUGUCCCAGUUUCUUGCUAACUUGGUGCACUUUUUGUUAAGGUUGAAGAAUCACAUUGUUAAGACCACUGUAAACCUCGUUUAAUAAUUAUCAUUCACAAAGUUUCUGAUAUUAACUGACUUGCUAUGUAAAAGUGGCUGUGUCACGGUAGUCUACUUCAUUUUGCUAAUAUUGCCAAUUUUACAUGCCCUUAUUCAGGAUGGAUCUUACACUGUAACAUCAGCGACAGAAUCACAGGCAAAUUAGAAAAUCACAUUUUCAUGUCAAACUGAAUACCAUAAACUUCCAAUUAUCAGCCCUGGGGGAGGAGGGAGGGGGACAGUUAUAAAUGUGUCCGGGGGGGGGCUUAUAAUCUUAAGUUUAUGGUAUGUCCAAGUAUUAUAUAAAUGUUACAGACAACAAAAAUCAACCUGAAAAAAUAGUUAGGCUAACCAGUUUUCAAAAACCACAAUUUUCAAUCCAUUUUUAUCUUCUUCAAGUUUGUCCAUCCGUGCCUCCCUUUGUGUUUUUUGUUGUGAUAUUUAUACCUUCUUGUAAUGUUUUGAGCUGUCUUUUUUAUGUUCACUCAAUCCCACUUUCUGAAAGUUAACGAAUUUCGUGAGACAACUCCUUUAGGGUUCUUCCUUAAAAGUGCUCAGGCAUCUUUGCUGCAUAUAAUUUCUUUUGAUUUGUGCCCACAUUAAAGCUUUUGCCUUGAGGCUGGAGCUCUCCAGAUAGGUAAAUCUUCAUUUUCCCUUAAAUGAGUAUUAACCUUUUUUGUUUUCUCUCUUUUUUAAAACUAGCGGUAACUUUCUGUCCUGAAUAGUACGGAGUUUUUCCCAUUGUAGAAAAAGAAACAAUCGUCGGAAGUGUGUUCAAAGCAUGUACUAUUAAAAUUUAAUAUAAUCAUACUGGUAUUUCAAGGAAUCAUGGUGUAUAUGCAAGUCCCUCCUGCUCCUAACAAGGCUGGGGACCCCUGAUUUUAUUUCAAAAUUUAACCCUUUCGCCACUGGCUAUUUUGAAGAAAAAGCAACCAAGACACUGACAGUUUUUAAAAUGAAAAAAAAAAAAAAAAGAAAAAAAGCAUACAAGUUUUUGAAAUGAAAAUUAAUUUGCAUGUACUGCAAACCCCAUAUGUAAUUAUGAAAUACAUCAUUACAAGGAGAAUUUUACAGUAAAGAAAAGAACCAAAACAGUAAUAUUAUUUAUUUCAUUGAAAAUAUUCCCAAAUCCAGCAAAAAUGCUGCACACAUCUUACUGAAGGAUGUUAGAUCUAACUGAAAGGCUUUGCAGUAGGAUUCAAGAGAAUAUCUUGAUGUUGAUGGUUCAUAACAGGUUCAAAUAUCUUUGACAGCUUCAGCAGUCAUCAAUUGUACAAUUGUAAAGAUAUUUUCUUUUUCUUAUGUAUUUUUUUGUUAAUUAAUAAUUUUAUGAAACCAAAGGAAAAAGCACAUAGUUAAUACAACUUAUCCCUGGCAAUUUGUGGCAAACUUUCCUCUGGAAUAUUCUCUCUUCCUGUCUGAUAUUUGUUCAAAUGCAGGGAAAAUGCACUGAAAGUUUUCUUGUCCAUCUUUCUUUCUAUGCUUUCUUUAUCUUUCAGAUUGUUGAAACAGGCCACCAUUCUGUUUUCAAAGCAUGUCCUUUCACUUGCAUUGAUUAGUUUUCCAAAUAUGGAAAUUAGAGCCCAGUCAUAUCCUAACUAAGAGAGCUGCUUUGUUUGGCCCGAUAUCCACAGUAACCUUGCAGCCACAAAUUUAUCAGUUUUAUCAUAACUGUUCAUGUGUUCUUCACAUAAAGGAGUUACCUUACGAUUGUAGCUCUUCAGAGCCUCUAAUUUAAUUAGACCCCUAUAGGUCGCAGCUGUUUGGUUUUCGGGAUAUGUUCCAUUGUUAACUUUGUUAUUUCAUUGUUUUCCUAACCAAUCCCUUGGGGUUGUCCUAUAUCUGCAAGGUUGCCCGAUUUCCAGUGCGUAGUGUUACAGACACCCUCUGUUUGCGCCAGAAAACUGCUUUAAAUAGUGUUGAAAGUGUUAAGUGACAAUAGUCAAUCUACUGAAAAUGGACAAAAAACGUACAACUUGUUCAGACUAUAACAUUGCUGCAAAAUAAGUUGAAAGGCUAUGUGUUGCAUUUUACCACCCAUGUUCAUACUUGUCUUGCAACAAAGCAGGUUGUUGCAAGUUGUGCGUUUACUAACUUUUGACUGGUCAAAAUUACGCAGGAGUCAUACCAUACACAGAAUUUACAUCACUUGCUGCAAAACAAGUUUGCCCAGGAUGGGUAAAAUGUGCAACAUGUACAGAUUUUGUUUUAAAAAGAAAACUUCCUUCUACUCAUUGCAACAACUUUUUGCAACCUGCAACAGCCUAAUUUGUUGAAGGACAAGUUUGAUUGAUGGGAGGUAAAAUGCUCAAAAUCACUGUUCAACUCAUUUUCAGCAAUGUUGCAAAACAAGUCGCAUGUUUUUGUUGCCCUUGUUACUGACCUUAACCCUUUGUACUCGAGGAUCAAAAUUUGUUGAAGGACAAGUUUGAUUCAUGGGUGGUAAAAUGCUCAAAAUCACUGUUCAACUCAUUUUCAGCAAUGUUGCAAAACAAGUCACAUGUUUUUGUUGCCCUCGUUACUGACCUUUACCCUUUAAACCCGAAGAUCAAAAUUUGAAUUCUCCUUUGUUGCCUCUAUUCAUUUCCCACAGAAGUCGUGGGAAGAAGUCGGCAAUUUUCAAGCAAAUUUAUCACUCUGCAAACUUCUUGUUCCCAUCACAGAUCAUGCUGGUGUUUUCAAAAGAAGAUGCCCAAACAGACAGCUUCGUUCACGCUGCUGAAAGAGGAGGAUAUGUGUGUCAGAUCUGUAAAACAUCUGAAGAGGCAAUGGAGCAGUACAUUAAUGUGCAGCCAGAUGUAAGAUUGCCUUUCAUUUCAAUAGUUAACAUUGAACGUAUAUUUUGAAAGGUCGUAGCAUAAAGUAGAAACCUGGUUUCAAGCGCGCUGGUUUUCGUUAAAUUCCAAAAUGUUAGUCAUCAGUUAUUUUGAAAAAGAGAAAAAGCAGUUUGAUUUAGUUUUACCAUGCUUUUUGAGAGAAAGUUCCUUCAAACUUACAAGUUUUUAUUUUUUUAAGAAUGUGUACAUUACAAAAUGUUUGUUCUGUCUCAAGGUAAACUAUAGGGGAUACUGAAAUAGGUAAUAUACAAGGCUACCCUCUAAGAAAAAAUGACUAGAGCCCAGUGCUCUAAACCUGUGUAAUCCAAGGUGCCUAGCAUAGAAUUAUUUUUAUGAAAAAGCGAAGAUUUCCUUAUCACCCAAGAACAAAAGUAAGGCAACAGAAGCCACCUGGCACUGUUUGAGCACAGCCCUUUGUACAGGUAUAUGACAUAGAAAUUAAUUAAAAUCCAAGUUAUCACCCAAUUACAUCUGUAUUUUGCUUUCAUGUAAUCUGCAUUUUUGACUCUCUUCUUUUUGUUUUUCACUUUGUGACCUUGAACUUCAGUGCUGUCAUUCCAUUGAAUUACUUCUUGGCUCAUAACCACAAAAGUGAUAUUUUCAAGAGAAAAGAACCUGCUCUCAAUGAGGCAAAAUUAACAACAGCUUGUUAUUGCCACAUUUUCGUGUGUUGAUGUAUGUUAAUGCACAUGUGUGUUGAGUUUGUAAAGCUAAAGUUUGCAGAUAUUUAGUUUUUUUUUGUUUACCUCUGUGCAAAAGGGUUUUUUUCUGUGGUGAAAAUGUUUAUUAGCUUGAAAAUAAUAUCUUUGUCUAGGUAAAGUGACUGAAGUGCUUCACACAACUGCUUUAUUAGUCUCUUUCUUCAGUGUUAUUUACAAUGUGGUAAAUAGUGGUUUAAUCACAUGAUUGUGGUUAAGGUUAUGCUAUCCAAUGAUAAUCAGUUAUCUAAUGGCAAAGGAAUUUAUACUAAAAUACCAAGUCUAGUAAUAAACACUACAUUUUGGAUUAAUGUUAUGAAUAAGGAAAAAUCUCCUCUAGUAUAAAUCUAGCUUUUCACAGAUCUUUGUUUUAUAGAGUUUGGCUUCAUAUAUUGUAGUGAAAUGAAAGAUUUAAAACAUCUUUAUCUGUAAGAAAUGAACGUGAGUAUUCUUGCUGUGAAAAGAAAUAUAGUAGUUUUCUGGCUGAGAUUAGUCAUCAUCCUAAUUUGUCUUCUCCUUAACCAAUAACUAAGAAUGAUAUUAAUGACACCUUGAACAUCACAUCAAUUUAAUCCCUUAUUUACCAGUUGCCUAAACUUAAACUAGUCAAGCCAUUGGGCAGGGAAAGUUGCUUGCCCAGGGCAAAAUCUACUUGUAUCAGUGGAUGGUCUAAAAGACCAGUUUCAAAUUGUUAAAAUUCAUACAAGGCUCCAAAGCUCAAGAUAAUAAAACAAAACAAAUGGUGUUGAGAUUGGGGGAUCCAUAAUUUGAUUCUUCUGCUUUAUUCCCCUCAGCUCUGGAGCCAAUUCCGAGUUGCUCUAAGCCUCUGUUUUAACCCUUUAAGCCCCAAUAUCCACAUAUAAAUUCUCCAUAUUGAUCUUCAUACAUUUCUUUAAAGAAUUAGUUGAGAGAGCUUGAUUACAGAUCAAAGCAUUUCUUCUUUACUGGUCAUUUUCUCAUAACCAUUUCUCUUGGCAACUUAUGGAUAUUGUUAGGAGAAACUUGAUGUUGGUCCCUAUUGGGACUUAAAAGGUUAAAGAGAGGCUUAGUGUGAAGCUAUUGAUAUGAAAAGGAUUUUUUCAAUCUCAUGCAAAUAAAUCUCAUUUUCACAAGAAAGGUUUUGCACUUAGCCUCAUUUUUUAAACUGAGAGUUUUAGGAACUCAGAAACAGCCUAUUUUAAUUGCAAACUGGCCUAUUCCAGAAUUAUAUACAGUAUGUAUAUUACUAAUGUAAUUAAUGUACUGAACUUGCUUUAGGUAAUAUUCAUUGACAUGAGAGGAAAUUCAGUCAUUGAUGGAGAAAGACUUUGCAGGUAUUUUUUAAAUUUACCUCCCAGACUUUUUGAUAAUCUGUGAAUUGAUAACAAAGAUACUAUGAAGAAGGUUUGGGUAUAAAAUCUACAUCACCAGAAAAAUUUGUGAAGUUUAGCUUCGAGUCUCUCCAAAAAUUAGAACUUAGAUCAAGAGGCCAAUUAGUCAAACAGUAGGGUUUAGUGGGACCUCCAUGUGCAUCCACCUCUUGUAAGUUACUGCCUGUUAUAGGUGACCACAUCUGUAAUGCUAUGGUUUCAACCUUUCAUGAAUGAACAGCCAUCAUCAAGGCUGUGCUCUAAGGAAAAUUGAGGGGAACCCAGUGCUUUAAACCUUUAAAAUCUAGGGUGCCCAACAUAUGAUUUGUAUGAAAAAAGGAAGGUUUUUGUAGUUUUCCAGUGGGGAAAUGUUGGAUGCCAGGGGCCACAGGGCUAAUUUGCCCUAGCAGGGCCCUAUAUUACACUAUCACACAUUAUUUAAAGUCCUUUAUCACCACUUAAGUAUACCUAGUUUAGUGGCCUUAGCUCCCACAAGUCUCCUGUAGCUCAUUGGUAGUGCAUCUGGACAAGUAACCAGAACUAAGGUCAUAGGUUGAGGUACUAUUGGGAGUAUUUGUAUUUAUUCUUGUGAGCUGGCUGUGUCACUGACUGAAAAAUCAUCAUUCUCAAUGCACAUAAUUGUAGUUAUAGAUGUCCAGUAAUCCUUUUAGAGGAUGAUAACUUCUGUGGCAUAAUAUUAUAGUAAUUAAUAGAAAUUAGGGAGUUCCUAAAGACAUUUAUGCAUGCUUUAGAUUUCUACCUUUAGCCCAAACUGUGGAACACAUACAAUUUAUCCCUUCAUUCUAUUAAUUUGCAACCAUUGUCUUCUUGCUUGCUCUUAGAAUCAUACGAGCAAAGGGUCCACGAGAGAACUCUAUAAUCAUUGCUGUUGUUAAAGGAAGGUAAGAAUGCAAAUGAUAAUGAUAAUUAAGAUAGUCUGUGCUAUUAUGAAGUUAAAAAUGUUGUUUUCAAAGAGGGGUCUUAAAGUUCUUUGACAAACCUGAUGACCAUGAAAAUGCAGGAAACAAAAACAUGACUGGAAAUUCGGUGGAAGUCUCUAAAGCCCACUCUCCAGCUAUCUCAGCGACAACAAUCGCUGAAAUGGCACUUUUCAAUCUCAGCGAUCACUGAACUUUUUUUUUCUCAGUGAUCACAGCGAAGGAAACCAGGCUUUAGUCAAUUUGACUGUAGGCUUAAUAAGAAUCAAGCCAGUAUUGUCAUUGUCAGGUUUAAAUGUUUCUCUUUUGGUUUUUUUGAUAUGCACAUCCUUGCUUGUCAAGAACUUUCAGUUAGAGUAUGCAAGUCAUGAAAUCCCGUUUAUCCUUGAUUCAAUGCCAUUGUCGAAAUAAACCUCCUCAAUUUGCUAAAAUGAGCCAAAUUGCUUGAUCCUUCCAAUUUUUAUCUUUUUUGGUGUUUGUUCAUCAGUAUGGCAAGGUGAUGUUGAAGGUAACUUCUACCCAGUUUAGCACCCCAGCAAAAAACUAACUCUUAAAGUAGGUUAAAUACGGUUGGUUUAGCCUGAGUUCAGAUUUUACCUGUAACAGCCGGCGAUACAAAGAAUGAAUGACAAUCCAUUAGUGUGGCCUAGUAAAUGAAAGCUGCUUAGACUCCCAUUGGUCCACUUGUGUUUGUAUGUGUAACACUUAACUGUCAUGUGUUUUCCCUUAGGGUAAAUUUUUCUAUGUCUUGUUACAGGGAUCUGACUUUUUGUGACUUUUUAAUAAAAAUUAUUAAUUUUUCACAGUUUGAGGCAUUCGUAUCUUUGCCUGUUUUAUAACAGAUAAAAGUUACGUGGGGGUUCUGAUGGUAGUUUUAAAAAAAGUUUAACACAGUGGAGAAUAGUGACGUAAAGGAUGUUUGGAAGAAAAGAGACAAAACAAAUAACAAUCAGUAUUAAAUAGUGGUGGCAUUUUUCAGUGUCAAGAGGAAAAAGAUAUAUACAUCUACAUUGUGUGAUAAAAAAGACAAGAAUCACUAACUUCACUCUAUUACACUUUCUAGUAAAGUGAAAUCCCAUUGCCUCCGCAAAAUUUUCACAUGUGGCAUCUGGACGGAUGACAGGUCUGGUCAAGCACUGUUGUAUUUUGAUUUCACUUACGUGCCACUUUCAAAUCAAACUCUCCUUUGCAAACAAGCUUUACAUGCACAUAAACUGUUCAGAGCUCAAGGGUACUAUGUGAAUUGACAAAGAGUGGUCAGUCACAAAUGCCUGGUAUUAAAUUAAUGUUAAGCAGCCCAAAAGUGGAAGAGGAACUGUUUUGAAUGGUGCAUAUAGAAAUUGAUAUUGAAAUUCACUCUAAAGUAUGCAGGUUAGUUGACCAGUAACACAAAAACAUGGUUCAGAUUCUAAGAGGAUUUCAGUUUUAUUUUACUUGAGUUAAUACAUUCAGUACCGCAAGUUCACGAUUCAAGGAAAAAGGUAUUUUUUCUUUUUUUGUAAGUAAUGUUGUCUGUCUUGAUUGCGAAGGAAAGUUUAGCAGAUGAAGGUCGCAAUUAGGUGUAGUCAGGUCAAUACUACACAUAACAUUAAUGUUUAUGAUCUAAUCUUAUGUUGUUGACUAACAAGAAAGAUAACAUGAGUUAAGCAGCUUUCAUAUUAUUAUGAUCACACUAGUUGGGUAUAUAGACCUCUCAUUUUUUGAUACUGGCAGCAACAUUUUAAUUUAUUUAUUUGUGUUUAAUUUUAUAAACGUACAACACGUGUACAUACAUUGACCAUAAUAUAUAUCAACAACAAAAAAGAACAAAACAGAAAAAAAAAAAAAAGAAAAAAGGGAAGGGGUUGCAAAAUUUCAAAGCACUGUCAAAGAAUAGCAGUGACUUGACCGCACUGUUUAAAAAGGUUUAAAUUACCCUCAAAACUAGAGUGUUUUAUGCAGAUCGUGUAAUUUGUUUUUUAAUUGAAUUGAAAUGUUACAGUUCUCAACUGGUGUUUCUGGUUCAAAACUUCUGAAUGUGCAUGUACAUUUAUUAUAAUGAUAAUGUGAUUUUAAAUGGCUACUACUUACUUAGAAUAUUGGCUUUUGGGUAUAGCUAAUUAUCUUUUGAUAAUGAAUGCUGUUUAACCCUUUAAAUCCCAAUAUAAUGACAAACAUCAAUCUUCUCUUAAUAAUAUCCAUACAUUGUCAAGAGAAAUGAACAUGAGAAUUCAUAAAUUGCAUGAUCACCAUAGAGAAACUUCUUUGAUCGAUCUGUUAUCAAAUUCUCUCAACUAAUCCUCUAAGAAAAUGUAUAAAGAUCAGUUUGGAGCAUUUGUAGGUGGAUAUUGAGGCUUAAAGGAAACUAGCUCAGAUAUUUGACACCUUUGAAAAGUUGCGUUAUCCCCUGUAGUCCAGAAUCAGACACUGCAAGCUACUGAUUCUCCAUUUUGUGUGUUUAUCUAUUUAGUCCUCGAACUGAUGAGCCAUUGAUGCUUCCACUGUUAAAGGCAGGAUUUGACAGGGUAUGUAGUUUUAGACACCAUGUCUGUAAAUGAAAAAGGAAACAAACAAAACAAAAACAAAACAUAUUUCUGGAAGUGUUUGUAACAAGGCAGGAAGAACAUGUAUUAUCUCGAGAGCUACAAACAACAGAUGGUCAUUGGACAAUGUCUGAGUAAAAUUUGCCCAUGUAGGUCUGACAAAAUCCUACCUAAGGCUGGACAUGAUGACCAGAUAGACCUGAUUGAAAAGGCUAUUAUUGUUUUGUAGCUAAAGAUUUGUAUAGUACUGUGGAACCUCAAUAUAAUGAAGGGCCAAGUAACUGACAAAAUUUGUUCACCUUAACGAGGUUUUGUUAUAUCAAGGUUCUCUUUCAUAUAUUUUACUAUUACUGUGCUAAAGAAAAUUGUUUAUAUUCUGGGGACUUAUGUUAUGUUACUUCUGUUAUAUAGAGGUUUGUUAAAUCAAGGUUCCACUGUAAUUAAAGGGAUCAAGGUCAACAUACUGAAUUUCCAACAACUUUUCUUGUUUGUCCUGCUAACAUGGUGAACUUGUUGGAUAUUUGUCAAAGGAAAAAAUUAAUUAUUUUGCUGGCCUGUUAUAUACCCCAAGCUUUGUUAAGAAGUGAAGUUUUCCGUGCUUAUCCUAAGUGAGGGGUUUGUCAUUUAGAUGUGUAGUUACUGAAUUAUGUUAUCAGAGUGAUUAAAUUUGUCCUUCUUGUUUGCUUACUUGUUUGUACUUUUGCAACAAAAGAACAACAGGCUAGCACUUCUUAAAAAAAGGUCCUUAACUUCAGAGGUGUUUGUCCUUUAGCUUUAAAGAGAGACUGUUUAGAGGUUUUAAACUCUCCAUAAGUGACUCAAAAAAUUUGAUAAUUUCAUGCAAAGGCCUAUUAUUUUAUUUUAAAUGGUAAAGGUCUUUGGUUGACAGUUAGGUACAACCUGGUGACAUUUGUUUUGUUCACCCUGCAGCGUUUUGUUGAAAAUGCGAAUGUUGGUGCCUGCCACAAUGAGCUGCUCAUGUUGGAACACGGAGAAGUACAGUCAAUGUUUAAACUCCGCUCAACAAGCUGUCUCUUCAGUGCAAUCGAGAAUUCUCAUGACGCUGUCGAGAUAACAAGUCUGGACCCAGAGAAGCCUGAGCUACGGGUUGAGGUAUGCAACAAGAACUUUUGAUAUCAUGCAAAUGUGUAGUAUUAGUGGAGCUCUUGCGGGUGCUGUGUUCUUUGCAUCCAAGAAAUUGUGGUUGUGACAAAAUAGACCUUUUUACCGAUACGGCAGCCAUAUUGAAUUAAUUGGAUUUAAGGAGUAUUAAAGGAUGCCAGGGGGCAUGAGCACAUUUCAUUUGUAUUUUUGAGCGCUUUUCGGGACAUUUUUUUCUUAAAGUUUUCUUAGAAUAAGAUUGUAAUGGGAAAAAAGAUCUUUGUGCCGUGUUUGGAUGUAAUAAUGAUCGCCUUUUUUCCGAGAAAUAUACAGUGAAAGAUUAUAUUUCUAAUACUAAACUAGAAUAAUAAAAGCGCUCGAAAAUACAAACGAAAUGUGCUGCUCAUGCCCCCUGGGCAUCCUAUUAUAUUCCUUAAAUCGAAUUAAUUCAAUAUGGCCGCCAUAUUGGUAAAAAGGUCUAUUGUCCAUCCAUCUACCCUCUCAUGUUGGCAGAUGUAAAAAGUGAUGCACUUACCAGCUUGAAGUCCAAGGCUGCAUACAAUCUGUGCUUAACUUGAUAUUGGACAUCCAUGUUAUGUUCAAUUGACAGUUGUCAAAACAGGGUAACCGCUGACCUGUAUCACAUGACUGUAUCACAGGCUCAUUUUUACAACUCAUUGAGGUUACAUUUUUUUUUAAAGUUUCCUGCUGACUAGUCAUUGGUUUUUAAUUGAUCACAGGCUCAGGUCCAGUUUUUUCAGGAGGAAUUCAGUUUGUUUCUAUUUUAUGUUGAAAGUUGAAUGAAGUAAGAAGGAUAUUAUUUAAAAAUCUUACAAGAGUUUUGCUUUUGGCCUUGGCAAAACCUAUAUAUUGUUAUUUUAACCUGCUGGUGGACGGCCGAUUUUGAGCAAGUCCCCUUUUCAGUUGACUGGUGUAGUUACAAUUCAAUUUCGACCCUGCUCUAAGGGUCGCCAUAGAGCCUCCAGUAGCUCAGUGGUUAGAGCGUCCAAACUACAACUCGGAGGGUCAUGAGUUCUUAUCUCACCUGGAGUUCAGAAUUUUUUCUGAGCUGUCUGUUCUUAGAAUUCUUCUUCUUCCAAAUUAUAAUAAUAUACAUUAUAAUAAUAUACAUAAAUUAUUGCACGGGGAAGUAUCAUGAAAAGCUUGAAGUAUAAAUUUUUGAGCUUUUACUCUCAAUUGUCACCUUUUAAUAACAGGGUUUUAUUAUGUUGCAUUUCAGUAUGUUAACCCUGCAUUUGAGAGAAUGACUGGGUACUGGAGGUCAGAAGUUAUUGGGCAUCCUAAAUCCCUAGUCAUGAAUAGUGAACAUGAGAAACCAGUAAGUUCUUCCAUUCCUUUUGACAUGUUGCCCAUGGAGCAAAUUGCACUCUUAUGAAUCAACUUUGAGGAUCUGACCAGAUGACCUUUUUUAAACAAGAAGUUAAAUAAGUAAUGCCCAUUGUCUUGAUAUGAUCCGCCUUUUAUCAAGUGACCAGUUACCAGAGUCCACAUCGACAAAAUUGUCAGUAGAUGACUACACUGCUAUUUACUGAAUUUGCUGUUGUAGUUGCUUGCCAAAGGAUGGCAGAUCUUUAUUUAUCUUGUCUAUUGUGUUUUAAUUUAGGAACCAUACGAAUCUAUACAUGCACACUUAAAGAAAGGGAAGGUCAGUUUAAGGAAACUUAAAGGAAAUUUUAUGAUCACAUCUAAAGCAUAACACAGUAAACCUGUGCAAGAAAAUACCUAGUAGGAACUGGAAAAGAUACUGUUUGUAAAAUUAAUGUUAACUGUAUGUAAUACAGGCAAAUCAAGGAGAGAACGUCAUCACAGGACAAACAAAUAAUAUUUUAUUUUAUUAUUAUAUUUUAUUCAAGUGCACCCAUGCGAUGGCACGUACUGUCCAAUAGGGACCUUACGAUCUGACAAGGGCGACAUCCAUGAAAACACCGCUGAAAAAUAGACUUUGCAUCCUUUCCAACUAUUUUGCGAUUAUCCUAAGUCACCCUUUACUUAAAAGAAGGGAAUUUAGGUUGGAGCUGAAGAGAGAGGGGACUGUGCCCCAGUAAAGCAAAGAAAUAUCCAAAAAAGCGGGAUGCACGUGCAGAGUUGUUUUGCUUACUAAACUUAUUCCUUUUUUGAUGUUUCUGUUGCUGUUGCUGUUGUAGUUUCGCAAGGUCCCUGUUACUUAGGCCUGACACGUACUGUCCUAUUAUUGCUGAAAUCAGGACUGCUGAUAGCCAAUCAGAUUAGAGAGUUUUUUUAGAGUUAUGAUUACCGGUAAUAUUGUUAUGAUGGGCGAGGGCAAAGAGCACAUGUACGUGAUCAAAAGAUCAUCAGUGCACAAGUUAAUGCUACCAGUCACUGACCUGUCAAGAUUUGCUGCAAAGAAUAGUAAUUAUUCUUGUCAGUUACAACCAAUACAUCAUUGUAAAACCGUUUUUAUAUUGCUACAAUAUACUGCUCGUUAAUUUAAAACUACAUUUAUAUCAUUUUGCACUAGCCAUUUUGAUCCUCAAAAUUUUUUGUUUCUUUUUCAGCCAUGGGAGGGAAAAGUUCUAGGAAAAAGAAGAAAUGGGGAUACUUUCUUACAAAAUGUCAAUAUUAUUCCAGUCAUUGGCAAAGGAGGGUAAGGAUUUUUCUGAAAUGUUAAUAGGUUUCCUUACUAAGUUAUUAUUUUAUUCUUUGAAGUCAGUCACUGUGGAACUUUAAAAGGGUCUAGACCAUGAUUGUUUUGAAUAGAGUUGUGGGUUCUGUGCUUCUGUCCAUCCCCUUCAAAUGAAGGACACAACACCAACAACUCAACAUCAACCCCCAAACUGCACCGAGGCGGGUUCCACCCUGUCUGGUGUUCCAAUCAGGGUUUCAACCAGUGCUGUCCUGCUUAGCAGAGCUGCACUCUUCCAAAUGAGCCACCCAGGCGCCAAUUAAUAAUUUCAAUUUGCUGCUCUUUGCUUAAAGGAAAGUCUCGCACCAUGUCACGUUGAAGAGAGAACUCUCGCAAGCCAAUCCUCUUAAUCAAGUCAACAUGAACAUGGAAGUUAACAUUGCUUCGGUAAGUUUAUCUUUGAUGUGUGAGGACAGCAUACGCUUUGCCUUGUCAAUUUUGACUAUCUUUCCCUUUGCUGUAAAGUUUCGAAUGUCAUGAAUGUGAUGACAACAUCUUACAUUGGUGUAGCCUUUUAACAUAGAAUUCGUUUUCUUUCAGCCAACCACAGCCGGUGGAGUCACAGAGCAGGUCCAAAUAAAUACAUUAACAAAUGGUAUGAUUAAAGAAUAAUGAAUUCAAAUUAUAAUAUUUUUUAAGUAGACAUUCACAAAUCUUGAGUGCAGUCCAGAUGAAAUUCAGAUAAUUAUAUAUGUCCUUUAAUCCACACUCGUGAAUAAAAUCGUGAUGCUAGUCAAAUUGAUGCUUUAUAAGCUGAAAGUUCAGAAGUGUAUUGAUGACAUAAGAUACUGAAUGACAGUGGAAGAGUUGAAACUUAUUUGAAAGGAUUGUAGGUGUCCUCACAGCAAGUAAUAGUGACAUAAAACUUGAUGAGACUCAUUCUAAGUCGCUUGAAAAGAUGGCGGGUAUCGUGAAUAAGGCCCAUUAAUUUAGACCCUGAGUGUUUGCCAUGGUCAUGGAAUAUGAACCCAUGACGCCCCAUUCUGCAAAUGCCCCGCCCCGGCUGGUUGCAUGUUAUUAUUGUUUGACCUAAUCUAACACUUGCAACUCUGCAUCAGGAGGUUAUCUUAGAAGACACUCAACAACAACAACGACCACCAAAAUAGAGGCACCCAUUACAAAAGUAAGAAGGACAUUAUGACGGAAUCCACCAGGAAAUUGAGCAAUCUUAAAAUUCAGUGGACGAAAACCUUGUACCAGAAUAAUUUUAAGUAUAUUGCGUUCUUUUUUACAUUUUUCAAGGGCUAAAGAUUUUUGGAGCCCGAGAAAAUGAACGUCAAAUUUCGCAAAAUUACACCUUACAUAUUAAAUUUUCAGAAUUUUCACCGUGUUCUCACAAUUCUUGAGGAAUUUGAGAUUCAUUUUCUCGGACUCCCACGAGAAAUUUGCUUUGGUGUUAUUACAGAUGACUGAUUACAUCUUGAGCCCUUGAAAAAUGUAAAAAUCCAAUAUUCUUUAAAUCAUUCUGUUUCAAGGUUUUUGUCCACUGAAAAUUGAAAUUACUCAAUUUCCAUCUUAAUUUUUUAGGUAACUUUAAAGUUAGCACUUACUUGUACCUUCUUUCUGUGAACUGAAAUUUUUAAUUUCAAGCAUAAUACAUAUAAUUAUGGGGGCAUAAUACUGUUUUCAACUUUUAGUCCACUUUUCCCCACCAACCUUAAACCACAAAAAAGGUGGUAGAAGUUUUAACGCACUAGUAUCAGGGCUUUCACUUAGAACCAGGUAUCAGGGAUUUUCGCCAAGCCACUCUUAGCAUGGCCCCAGCUGCUUUCAUAGAAACCUAAAGAAAGAUUCAACCAAGACAACCUCCUAGCUGUUCAGGUCCAUACUGACCUACUAAUUGCAAUACCCUGGCAACGUGAUGUUUUAGUCUCAGCCUUGGGGUUAGGGCCAGGAUGCAAAGUAAGCCAUUUGGGCAAGCUGUAGCUAGCAUACUGGACAGUCGUGACUCUUCCCCUUUAUUUUUUUUAAACAUUUCACGUGUUUUCCUCCAUGGAUUAAUCACCUGUUAUCACAUUCUUUAACAGGUAAUAAAUAUGCUUUCAGCCGCCCAAGAAAAUAGUCCUAUGUCUGUUGUACAUGCUCUAGACAGAGUUUUGGUAAGAAAUCUUCAUUUUUCAUCUCAGUUGGCACAUUGUUGCGUAGAAGCAAAGUAGAUUUUUAGUUUAGCCUGCAUAACUGGCGUUUUAUGAGCCUAGCGGGGCGAACGCGGCAUUUCACGCGAAGCCCGAGACGAGCGCGAAAUGCCGCGUUCGCCUUGCUUGGCUCAUAAAAUAAAACGUCUGUUACGCAGGCUAUUUUUAGUUUUAGUAUCUCUUUAGAAGUCUGCAGUCCAAAUUUCCAACCAUUCAACAGCACUAACAAGAUCAGGAUAGUGAUAUGUUAUCAGUAUGGAAUUUCUGCGCACGUUCCUCAGACGGCGUUUCGCGGAGAAAUCGUUGGUGGCGUCGCUAAAUGUCGGCUGUUUUCAGGCUUUACUUAGUUCCGCCAAUUCUUGGUAGGGUCACCGCAACAGCGUGUGGCGCCACUACGCGGUCCCAUAACAGUCCCUCCCCUCUCGAGAUCGACCACCACGCUACCGGGGACUAUGUACCCUACUCUUAACGAACAGUGCGCGGGUUCUUUAACGUCCAACAGAAUUUACGUGUGCAAGGGUUGUGAGGUUGGGCCUUCGGUUUAUCGUCCUUAUCCGAGAAGACUAGAAAGUCUAACUGUUUUCAGAUGUUUGACAAAGGCAGUACUUUCUCCUCAGUUAUUUAAACACCCCGAGUGUUGGUCCGGCCGGGCUUUCAACCAGUUCCGGCCACCCGCUCGGCAGACCGGCGCUUAUCUAAUUAAGCUAACGUUGCGACGGUAGGCUAGAUCACUAUAAACUUCGGAGAUUUUCCUUGAAGGCUUGAAUCAAGUUUACUUCACUUGUUAUCUGUCCACUGUCAUGUCAAUUUACAUUCAGAAUAAUGACAGUUCUGCAAACUGCGUUUGUAGGAAAUUCUUCGACAAGCGGAACUGUAUUCUCCCUUUACUUCAACGGAAGAAGAUGUUAUGAGUAAUGAGCUAGUGGGAGGUCUCAUGAGCAACGUGAGUACAGAAAAUUGAUGCCUCACUUUGCACGAUGGUACCAUGGAGCCGCUCUCCGAAGAGAAGCUUUUAAAUUCAGUUCGAAGACGACUAUGAUUUACUAUUUUUUUUUUACUAGAGAUUUGAUUUAAAGUUUUUUUCCGCGUAUUCUCAAGAAUAAGUCUCCUCGGAAAGCUUCAUUGAACUUUAUUUUUCACCAGAAAAGGUAAAACUUUUUUUUCAUUGAAGGAGGUUGAGCCCUCCCCUGAUCAAGACCUGAAUGAUAAAAGUUCUAACAUUUGAUAACUUGUUUCCGUCACUAGGACAUUCUCGCUAAAAUUCAUAGUAAAGUGACGACGGUUAUCGCGUUUUCCCGCCAAAAUGACGCUGGUUUACGCUUGCGCAGCACUUAGUAUUUAGAAAAUCUUGUUCUCGAAGCUUUCGUCGCAUCUUGGAAUCUAAAGAUCUCUAAUGAGUAGUUGAUGUAUGACCAAAACCGCGCCCGUAAUCCUUAAAAGCUAUAACAUAUUUGUUUUCAAAGGCCAAUGAAAAUAAAGCUUUCUGAGCGCUUGGUGAAUCCAGAAAUAAUGGGAGAAGGCUAGCCAGCCGUUCUAGUUUUCUCUCGAAAAGAAUAGAGACCUUUACAUUCUAAGACGAGGACGACUACGAAUACGAGAGUUUCUCAAUACGUAGCAGUGCUCGCGCGUGAGGCAGUGUCAUUUUGGCGGGAAAACUUGAUAGUCAUCAUCAUACCACUAGUAGUUUUAGCGAAUGUCGAAUGUCAAAUGUUUGAGGUUUUAUCAUUUUGCGCGCGGGAGAGGUGUUAACCUUCUUCAGUGAAGAUAACGCUGCCAACUUUCGGGUGAAAGAGAAGUACAGUGAAGCUUUCCGUGGUGUCUAUUUUUUUUAGAAUACGCGAAAAAACUUUAAGUCGAAUCUUGUCCUCGUAGUCGUCCUCGUCCUCGAAUCUAGAAGUCUGUAAUUAACCCUUUAAACCCCAAGAUCAAAAUUUGAAUUCUUAUUUGUUGCCCCUAUUCAUUUCCUACAGAAGUAGUGGGGAGAAGGUGAUGAAAUAUCAAGUAAAUUCAUCUUGUGUGAUCAUGUCAGUAAUUCUCAUGACCUCUCUGUUUUACAAAGCAUUGAUAUUACACUGAGAAAUUUGAUGCUGAUCACUCUUAGGGCUUAAAGGGUUAAAAGUCUGUGAGCGAGCUCUCCACGUUAGGAUAACACACAAGUAUCCCAAUCUUUUGUAGCUGGGUCGUGCGUGACCUACCACUCGCGAUUUUCAAGAGAGAGAGAGAGAGAGAGAGAGAGAGAGAGAGAGAUUGCUUUUAUGCUGAAAGAGGCUUUUUUUAAAUCUUAAUUUGCGUUUCCAGUGUUCAUGGAUCACCGGAAAUUCCAAAUUGAUCUAUCGUCAUCAAAAUAAGUCUUGACACGUCUUUCAACGCUUUUCAACAAAUCCCACUUUUAGCUUUUCCAACACUAUCUUCUUUAAAAAAUAAAGAAACAUGUCCGCGAAAAAUGCGGUAACACUACUCUAUUUGUCUGCAGCAAAUAACAACCAACUUCGAUUGGGAGUAUCUGUGGAGAGUGGAGCCGGUUUUUUUCCUCUAGUAUCUCUCUUUCGUAAACGUGUUUCAACACUUUUGUUAACGAUUAGUUGCUUAGCUGUUCUCCAGUAUGUGAAACUGUUCUGUGUUUUAUUUCAGGGCCGAAGGAGGCCUUCGUGUGAUGUGCUGCCUAAACCAAGUAUGAACUUAUUCUACACAUUUGGCAGAGGUCUGAGCCUAAUGCUUGCACUUGCAAUAAUUUCUAACUUUCAUGAUAAUUGGUUUUAAUCGAAUUAAUAUUAAUAAUGCCGUCGGUGUUCUUAAGGUUUUGUAAUCAUGUUAAUUUCUUACUCGUCUUAGAACUGAACACAAACUGAACUCUGAUUUGUUUUAACCUCACUGAUGAUAGAUGCAAACGUUGGUUAUGUUUUUCUAGGGCUAAUCUCUGUGAUGAUAAUACAGUGGACUGUUCUAGGUGUUCAGACAGGAGGGACAGUGUAAAGAGAAGAACAGAGUGAAAAAAUGUGGCAAAGAUUGAACCUGCCCUUUGCGCUGUCUGACUAUCUGAAUGCCUGUAACAGCGUACUAGAGUUGUGUGGAAACGCCCAUUUUAACUUCGCUUGCCUCCCAUGACAAAUGCUUGUUUAAUGCUUAUAAGAUCUGCCUUUAGGCCUAUUAAACCAAUAAAACAUGUUUAGUUAAACCCGGUUUAACGAAAUGAAAUGAAAUAAAAGAGAACUAAACAACAAGUUUUAUUUAGAAUUCACGGAAAUAUUGACAUCUGCAUUCAUUUGUGGACCUUUGUGGCAAAGUUGUAGUUGACAAAAACCAUGAGGCAGCCUUUAUGACGGAAACAAAUUUAAACCGCGUUCAACUUAACAACUUUUAAACAUGUUUAAGAUUUGGUGUAAAUGCGGAAUAAAACCGCCAACUACUUUAUAAACCCCUGCCUCUUCUUGCAUCCAUUUUCAAUGUUGUGUGCUCUUCAGCAAAUUGUCCAGUUUUACUCUAUAAAAUGCCGGCCCCUAGAAAAUGCAGUCAUUUCUUCAGUAAACGUGGACGGUACUUGUCACGGACCCCACUUUCCUCGCCUUGCCCGGGGCAAGCUGUGAAAAAUGCACCAUUUUUAAGUCACAAUGUAUUUACCACGAAAGUACUAAUUGAGGACAAUACUUAUACGUCUUCUACUGGAGACAUGUAAUCAUCUUUUUAUCACGGGAAUAUCUCGGAUUGAGCAAGUGAAAGCCGCGACAGGAGUGAGGCAAAGGCUGUUUAAAAGUAGCGAAAGGACAAAAUCAGAGUGAAAAUUAGUUUGGUCCAUAAAUCGAGCGUUGUGAGAUUCUAUUUAUUUUUUUUUCUGUUGCUGUACAAAGAAUCAUAUUCCAAUUUACCCGAAUUUUCUUUCAUGGAUGGAUCAAUGAAGACAUUAAAUAUGGCCAUAACAUCGUGACCAACACGCCUUCGUCUAGAGGGCGUCUUCUUAAUGGAUCGGAAUGUAAAUUUAUAUUAAGACAAGUUCGUCCCAACUUGUUUUGUCAGGUCCUAAGGAAUCUUCACAAAGCAGUGUGCGGACUCCAAUCUCUCAUCUUCAGGAGGCGCCAUCAGAAGUCAUUGCAGCUAUGGUGGAUGAUGCAGACUGGGAUUUUGAUAUUCUCAAGUUGGAAAAAGCCUCCAAUCACAGGUGAGAUGUGCUCUUGAGAAUGAAUGAACGAAUAGGAAAAGAAGACUAGGAAGAAGCGGUUAUGUAGGGAUCUUGCUUUCAAAACUUCGCUCUGAUUUGUUAACUUUUGAUGUUGCGGUGCAGGCUUACUCCAGGUUUGCAUGCUCUCAGUAUUUCCUGUUUUCCGUCACCAUUCCAGCAAAGACUGGGGAGAGAGAAGAAACUGUGAUGUCCGCAGAGACUUCUGGGACUGUUACUAGGGGCAGGGAAGAAAUUGGCCAAUAGCUGACCGGCGCGUCCCCAGUAACCAUCCCAGAAACAAUUGCGGGACGCAUUUCUGCUCCAGUUCCCCUCUCGUCUCCAAAGUGGCGAAGACGGCUUUUUUUCUUUCUUGUCUUUUUUUAUUUUGGGCGGAAGAGGGGGAAUCCGGGGGCGUCUGAUUUGCCCUGCCGUGUUUGAUCUGUCCUGCAUAUGACCAGAAUCUACUAAUUGCGCACCUCAAGAAAACGCCUGAUCUUAAGGCUCUCCGGCAAUGUAGACGACCAGAUCUUAAACGCAUAUUUUUGGAAUCGGUCUCUAAAGUGGUUUAGUUUGUGGAAGGUUAGUUGUCUCCUGGUGCGCACACUCAACCCUCAUUCUUGGUAAACACUGAAAGUUAUAGGCAGGUAUAAUUUUUUAAAAAACGAAUUCUUCGUUUCUCGCUUUAGGCCCUUGUACUUUUUGGGAACAAAGAUACUCAACAGAUUCAGGGCCUGUGAGAAUCUCAAUAUUUCUGAAGACGUUCUCAAGAAUUGGUUACAAGUAAGUCUGUUAUGAUCUUGUUAACAGUACAAAUACUACAAGAAAGUUCUGCGGAAGACCUGCUUGAAUUUGAAUUCGGUAUAAGCUAGCGUGGUUGACCUAUUUUGACCAGAAUUCGCCAUUAUAAUGUAAAAAUAUAACCUUCCACUUGAUUUUUACUAUAAUACAGUACGACACCAGUAAAUUGUUGUCCUCUUUUGUUCUUUUCAGUUAAUAGAAUUAAAUUAUCACUCUAAGAAUGCUUAUCACAACUCCACGCAUGCAGCAGACGUUCUUCACGCCACAGCGGUGUUCUUGGAGAAAGAGAGGGUCAAGGUAAUUUCCUUAUUUGGAGACCGUGACGCAAUAUUCUUUCCCGCAUUACUCACCACUUGUAGUGCGUCUUUUAGGCGGGAAUUUCAUAGCGGCUCUUCUGAUUGGUUGUUUUAUGUUUGGACUGAGAAGCACGAGACAAACAUCUCAGUAGCUGUCAUGGCGCUUCCUUUGAACCUUUUGACGUUUCCAUGGUUAUGUCACUCGGUAAAUUUAUUCCAGGAAUUCCUGGAAAAUCUCGAGAAUUUUGCCAUUUUUUUUCCAGGGCCGUGAAAACCCCUUAAAAGGUUUCUCUUGCUCACCUACCUGGUAAAAUGCCUGGAAUUUUUGAUUGUUUAGCUGCAGGUGGCUUAGUAUGUGUUAGAUUGAUUGUUCAGGGAUAGAGGCUGCUAAUUAUUUUAAAAUAAUUAAAAUUGGUAAUAAGCCAUUUGCAUGAUGGCGUCAUUUUACUACCAUGACCAGGAUCCUUCAGGGUUUUGCUUUCUUUUGCAAAUUAGGGCUUUUGUUAUUUAAACCUCACUGGGGCUACAAAAUUUAAAUAUGAAAGGAAAAACAAAAAGAACUCUGGUCGUUGUAGUAAAAUGACGCCAUCGUGCAAAUGGUGUUUUUUUGAGUCAAUUUUUUGAAUCCUGGAAUGUCUGACUCUGUACCCAGAUAAAUUCCUAAAAAACUACUUUAGUUUCAAUGUCUUUCAUCAGUAGGAGCCUGGGAAGCGUUCACACGUGCCGGUUUUUUUUUAUUCCCGAAAUAUAUUCCUGAUCCAAAGGGGAAAAGACUCAGUGUAACCACAUCUGUUGGUUUUGGUUUUGCUUGCAGGCCGUCCUUGAGCCACUUGAUGAAAUAGCGUCAUUAAUAGCAGCUGUAGUACACGAUGUUGACCAUCCUGGUUACACUAACUCGUUUCUUUGUAAUGCUGGUAAUGAGCUGGCUAUCCUAUACAAUGAUAUCGCCGUGUUAGAGAGUCACCAUGCUGCUUUAGCAUUCAAGCUAACUGCUCGAGAUGAGAGGUCCAAUAUAUUCAAAGGACUUGACAUGUAAGCUUCUUUUGUGUAUGAUAAUUUUGUUGCUACUGGUUAUUUAACGUCCACUUUGGAUCCCAUAGAGCGUUUGCACUCGCGUGGCCAGAAGCUAUGCGGAUUUAUUGGAUUUUGGAACAAAAACGUUCAACUCCCACAAGACUGGUUUGAAACACCAAGAUGUUCACUAUUUCAUUGUUUUGGGACACCAAUAUUGCCGCCGUGACGUCAUGGGUUUCGUCACAUAACUUACCAAUAAUGGCGUUAUAUUGGCGGUAAGGCGGGUACUGUUAUAGGAUUCCUUGGGGGUCUGUGGCGUUUCCUAUUCCUAUAUGAUGUGCCAAUGAAAAUUGGCAAAAUUCUGAUGGUAAGGUGGGCUGCCUUGCGUGAUGUACCAACAUUGGCAAUGUAUCCUCAAGGUAGGGAAAACAGCGGUGCUCCGUACAAGAUGUGGCAACAGCGGAAAGGCGAGAGUUUGGUGGGGGUAUUUAGGUGGUGUACCAACAAUUGCACUGUAUCGGUCGCAAGGCAGGCACUGGCACUCUUCACAUGAUGUGCUAAUGUUGGUACAGCAGUGACCUUUAGUUCAUAUCGUUCAGCGUGUUACAGAAUACACUGCCACAGUUUUUUCGUCAACUGUUUUUUUCUUUGCUUUGAUAGGGAUGCAUUUCGCACAAUCCGUCAAGCUAUAAUCGACAUGGUUAUGGCAACAGAGAUGACAAGGCAUUUCGAACAUCUCUCAAAGUUUGUUAACUCGAUCAAUAAACGGCGUACUUCUAGCAUGGACGAGGUACACUCGGUGGUAAGACUCAGCUUUGUUCUUUAUCAUCUUACCAAAGCAAUAAACUUACUAAGUUGUCACUGUGAACUCUAACUCAAAGUGAACUAUGCCUUCUUCGGUAACGAGCUUCUAACUCUUGUGUUUGUGGAUGAAAUCCUCUGGUGUGACCGUUCAAAUGAGACCUCUCCAGCAGUACUUUCACAUAAUUGUGUUAGUACUACUUUUUUUCACCAUGUCACAAAAUUUAAUUUUUUUUUUCCAAGAAAACUUUUACUGAAAUUUGAUUGCCACAUUUUGAAGUAGUUCUUUCGUUACAGUUGGUUCCGUUUACGUUAGGACUGGCGAAAAUCCCCUCUUACUUUGUGUUUUUGGCCAGUUACCUUUUUGAAAUAUUCCUUCGGUGCUUUGUUAAAAGGUGGUCAAAUCAGGCACCAACUUCGAAUGUAAAGCGGUUCAAGUCUCGUGUUACACACAUUCGCGCCUUUUGAAUCCAGCGAUGAGCUGAUAAUCCGCUUACAGCUUGGCUUACAGGGCGCCCAACCUUAUUUUAGUAUCAAGCGGUGAACAUUCUUGAUGUCUUGUUAUUUUCACAGCACAGUGGACGGGGUACGCCUGACUCCACCGCAUCUUCAGCUGUAGCUCUUAAUACACCAGAAAACCGAACAUUAAUCAAAAGGAUGCUCAUCAAAUGUGCUGAUAUCGCCAAUCCAGCCCGGCCUCGCUACCUCUGUAAGGAAUGGGCAUACAGAAUAGCUGACGAGUACUUUUCACAGGUGUGCCGAUAGUAAUUUGCACUAGUGUCAAAAUUUUGUCUGUUGUCGGACGUGGUAUAUAAAAGCGAAACUUGUGGAGGGUAUGUUAUUUUUGUGUUGCACAUUUUUUGGUCAAAUCUUAGCUGAAAUUAUAAGUAAGUGGUCUCUGCCAUCUUUUGUCAAUCUUGGAACUCUAAAUAACGAUAUUAUAGUUUUGUCCAAGAGAAAACAACAGCGAUAGGUUUUUGGUCAUUUUACGACAAAAUAAGAAUUAACCUGAAAAAGUUGGUCCAAUUUUUUAUCAAGUUGCACUGAAUCCAUUUUCAUCCUGGCCAUCGAAAGCCAGAGACAAUCGCAACAUAAAUACAGUCGACGUAUUGUAGCAGAGUAAUUUUAAAGACAAAAGGACCAUAAAUUCAAUGUUCCUGAGAAUAAAGAGGCCGUUUCCAGCUAGCCAUUCACGUGGUAGAAAACCGCCACGCUGGAGAGCAAAAGUCGCACUGGGACAAGACAAACAAAAGACAUGCGUAAUUUGAAAUGGUAGUUUUCUUUGUUUAUCUUGUCUCAGUGCCACUUUUGCUCUCCAUCACGGCGGAUUUGUACCACGUGAAUGACUAGCUGCAAAGAGCCUAUUUAAAUUUGUUGGUUAGCAAGGUUUUAUCCUUCAUCAUCUUUUAGACGGAGGAGGAAAAGCGGCGUGGUUUACCUGUUGUGAUGCCUGUCUUUGAUAAACUGACGUGUAAUGUACCGAGGUCACAGGUGUGUACGGACAUGUGUUUUAUAAUAUGUAUUUUAUUUAUCACUUGUUUGCCAUUAUAGCAGAUCAGUGGUAUCCUCUAUAAACAAAUAAUGGCUGCUGUCGCUGAAAAAAGUUGCGGGGCGAUCAUAGCUAGAUAUAAGCAUUAAAAUCCGCAGAUCUUGUAUUAUAAUCACUAAAUGUUACAAUUCUUCCGGCCCUGUUUUGCAUUCUCUGGAGUCUGUCAUACAGGCUUUUUCCCAUGCAUCCCCAAACCUCGGAGCUCGGAGCAAUACUCGAAAUAAGGAGUUUAUUGGAUUACAGCCACUUUUGAACCUCAUCCAAGUCUUAAUUUAACUUUUCUUCAAGAGUUGUGAGGUCAUAAGCGGAAACGCUACUCUAGGUAUCAUCAGCAUACAUAAGUCAGGUCAUUUAUAACAGGGGUCUUUUUUGCAUGAGCAUGCGCGACCGCUGACUUGUCAAAGAGCACGCGACCAGUGACAGCGACCGUGCUGCAUAGUCAUAGGAACCAAAUUGUUCACUUUGAAAGCUUGCUUGAGAUUGAAAUAGUAGCAGGAACUUAGGAAAGACCUUCGUUGUACAAAAUAAGUAAAGAUCUGUUGAUUUAAAGUGGAGACUGUUGGGCUGAACGAGGUGAAAGAGCAAGUUUCUCAAGGGUGUCUGACACGAACAUGGCUGCUUGUUGUUGUUUGGCGCUCGACUCGUGUCUUGAUUCCCCUUUAAGAACCGCAAAGAUUGGCAUAGAAUGCAUUGCUGAUGCGUAGCUAAUGAGCAAAAUGUUCUUUAUUUAGUGUUUGUCUAUACAUCGGAUGUUAAUCAGUUUCUCGAUGCCGUAGAGGAUUUCUGUCAAUUAUUUGUUAAUAGCUGAUUUAGCCAUAUUUCGGGAGUGGAUUAAUAACGAUCAGCGGGCGACUACCACGCCGUUUUCAGUUGGAAUAGAAAGUUUUUGCCUUAAGUAUUUUAGCGAUACAAAGUUUGUUUAUAGGAAAAUUGUAGAACUUCUUCUUUUUGCGUGGACUAACAUUGUAACGCAUCUUUUACAGGAAUUUGCUUUUAGCCAGAACUUAAAUGUUCUAAUGAUUUUUAACUUUUGGUCGGCAUCACAUGUUUACUGUACUUCUUGGGAAACCUAACCGUUUGUUUCAUCAAAAUCGGUCACAAGAUUGGACUUUAACUUCGGUCCUAUUGAAUGCAGUUUUGACUGUGUCUCAUUGAUAUUCAUUUUUUUUAUUGUUCGAGACAUACAGAGUGACUACCACCAACAUCUCACCAGGUGACUAAUCUACGUCUCGUGUGCUCUUAAUUUUGUAGCUUUAAAGUGCUGGGAAAAUUGUAGAACAUAUAUUAAUUCACUGCUGAACUGAACAUCGGCUUUCGCGCACUUCGAACCCACUCGCUGAAAUUUGCUAUUUUUUUUUUUUUAAUAUUUCUCUUCCUUUCCGAUUUCAAAACAAAGAAAAUUGAAAGUGUUUACUUGCAUCAACAAACGUUUCUGCACUUUGUUUAGACUUUGAUGAGACCAGCGCAAUCCUCCAGGCACUACAUAUACGCGCGCGGUUGUCCAAGUCAAGUGGGGAGAUGAAAUUUGAUAGUAGCUCGUGUAUGUUAAAGCCUGUCUACUUCGCUUUUGUAAAGACCAUGUUAGAGUUUUUUUUUGCAAACUACACAUUUUGUUAAAUCACGAGCACAUUCGCCAAGACCAACGAGCAAAAUAAUCGCUAUGAUAGCUUUGAGACGCGCCAUUUUGAUGAAGGCAAACCCUGUGGUGAGCCUCCAUGCACAUCGCUUGUUCAGCAGUCGCGCAUGCUCAUGCAAAAAAGACCCCUGUUGUCAUUUAUAUAAAUGAGAAACAACAAGGGUCCAAGUGUAGAACCUUGUGGGAACCCACAGCUAAUAGGAAGGUAGUCUGACAGAAGUUCUCUAAAAGUGAUCUGAUAGGUAUGAUUUGAACCACUGAACUGCGUGCGGGUCAAGACCAGAAAGUUGCAGUUUUUUCAACAGUAUGCUGUGGUCAUGCGUGUCAAUGGCUUUCUUAAGAUCUACAAUAGGAAGAGUACACUAAGAGCACACAUUUGGCCAUUAUCAAUAUUUAAGUACAAGUUGUUAGUAGGUUCAAGCAAGGCAGUCAAAGUAGAAUGCAUCGGUCUAAAACCAUGCUAAGAACCUGCCAGCAAAUUAUUGUGACUUCAGGUACUCAUAACGUUGAUUGAAAUUAACGUUUUCGAUUAUUGCGUAGCAGGAAGUCACAGUACAGCUAGGCCUCUGAAUUAACAAAACCGUGUGCACACUGGGAACCGGUGUGCUUUUUAGUACCCGAUAAAAAUAAGUAGAAGAAGUAGUUAAAAGUCGAGACCUUGCACUCGGGCAUCGCCCUCUGAUUAACAGCUUACGUGAAACUGAUAUGCUUUUUCCUUAUUUCCAGGUGUGGUUUAUAGAUUACUUUGUCAGUGAUCUUUAUGACGCUUGGGACGGUAAGGAUUUGGUGUUGUUUUCGUCAAUUCUCUUUCUCUUUUACAUUUCAUUUUUCUUUGUUUUUUUUUUCUGAUCCUUGUAUGUCCCCUUUCCAGCUUUUGCAUUUGUACCAGAGACAAUCAGGCAUCUCACAGAUAACCACGAAUACUGGAAAAAAGCCGCAGAAGAAUGGGUAAGUUCUUGCUAUGUUAGGCUGUUCAGACUGCUUCUUGUUGUAAUGUUAAUCGAUGAACUCGCAAACUAGAUGCUUGUGUCAAUGCGGCGUGCAAGGGGUUAUUCCAAUAAGUACCAGAGAUCCUUAGUUUAAAAAUAUUUUUUUGCCGUACAGAAAUUUUUCAUUUUCUGAAAGAUAUUACUUCCUCAAAUAUUACACGUAAGGAGCUUGAAAGGGCUUGAACGCUUCCUCCAAAGAUGGUUAAGAUAAACCCAGGGUUGUUCAUUUGUUAUUUGGUGAAAGUUUUGUAAAUAUAUGAAUAAAUGAAUGAAUAAUUAGUGCAUCUGGAGAAAAAUGCUAAUAAUGGCGUCAGCUCAGCCGGAUUCAGGUAGAAUGAAAUGCAGACAGAAGAUGCCUACUCAAGCCUCUCAUUUAUUCGUUCCCAAGAUUCUAUCGAGUGGGAGAGAACCCUGGGGGCGAUGUUGUUGUUUUCUAACGCUUGCCCCUUUUUUUGGUUCUCAGGACGUUGCGUCACGAACUCCCGGUGGCGGCACCUCUGGUAACACGACUUCCGGUAAUCCAACUUCCGGUGUCUCUACUCGAAACCCGACUUCCACGUCUGGUACUUCUUCAGAGCCUCCUUCAUCGUCCAGUACAUCUCUCACUUCGUCAUAG
Molecule: messenger RNA, 29742 nt
Organism: Porites evermanni
Lineage: Eukaryota; Metazoa; Cnidaria; Anthozoa; Scleractinia; Poritidae
Source: the annotation of a GenBank genome assembly